UUUUGUUUUAUGGUGUAGAAGAAACAGGAUAAACUGCUUUAGUACACCAGUCUCAGAAGCAAAAGAAAAAAGUAAAGGUCACAGUCUCAUCAUGCCCCCUUUUACCUUCCUCAUCUGUUCCUAUUCUAUAUCACCUCUUUCCUUAAAUCUAGUGAAUUUUCUUAGUAAUCUAUUGUUUCUAACCACCCCAUCCAAAUUUGCUUAUGAAAAAACAGCACUUCUCCUCCUUUAUUCACUUCUCCUCACUUAUCACCAGAGACAUCAGUAAGAACUUUACCAGGCUACCAGGAAAUAACAAAACAAGCCACUGAAGAGGUUGUACACCAACUCCUAGAGAUCAUUAAGCACAGGCUUGAGAUAUGAAAAUCACAUGCAUCACCAUCUCAUUUUGGCUAGUCUCCAUGCUACUACUGGACAAGAGCCAGACUUCUGAAACAGAAAUCAAAUGUAAUUUCACUGAAAAGAAUUAUUCUUUGAUUCCAGUGGAUAUCAAUAAAGAUGUUACUAUACUUGAUCUCAGUUAUAACCAAAUUACUCUCAACAUUACAGACACAAAGGUUCUACAGAAGUAUUCUUCACUCACUGAGCUCUACUUGAUGGAAAAUAAUAUUACUAUCUUACAUAAUAAUAGUUUCCAAAGCCUCUCCAAUCUAAAAAUUUUAAAUAUUUGUAAAAACUCCAUCUAUGUAAUUCAACAUGAUGCAUUUGUAGGCUUGGAUAAACUCAAACAGUUGUAUCUAUGCCAAAAUAAAAUAAAACAACUGAAUCCUCAUAUAUUUGUGCCUCUAAAAACCCUGACACUUCUGAGUCUACAAGGCAAUUUCUUAAGUUAUUUUGACGUACCACAACUAUUUCAUCUGGAAUUAAUAAUGUUAUAUGAAAAUCCAUGGAACUGCUCCUGUAGUAUAUACAAUUUGCAGAACUGGUUGAACACAUCAAAUGUGACACUAGAAAAUGAGAACAUCACCAUGUGUAUCUACCCAGAUACCCAGAAGAGCUACAAUAUCAAAACAGUACCCCAUGCAGCUGAAUGCUCAAAAUUCACUUCAUCUGUAAUGGAAGACCUUUAUAUUAAUUUUCAGUUCAUUAGCAACUCAACAUUUAAUAGCUCUCUGAAUAACUUAACAGGAAAUUCAGAACAUGAACCUCUUGGAAAAAGUUGGGCAUUUCUUGUUGGUGUUGUUAUCACUGUACUGAUUACUUCACUCCUUAUUUUUAUGGCUAUCAAAUGCCCAAUAUGGUAUAAUUUUCUAAUUAGUUACAACCAUCAUCGCCUGGAAGAACAUGAAGCAGAAACCUAUGAAGACGGUUUUACUGGAAACCCAAGUUCUCUUUCACAGAUACCAGAUACAAACUCUAAAGAUACUAUAGUGAUAUUUGAACAACUGCAUUCAUUUGUGAUAGAUGAUGAUGGGUUUAUUGAAGACAAAUAUAUAGAUACCCGUGAAUUACGUGAAGAAAAUUAAUUUUCUAAGUUUGAUUUAAAAAAUAUUAUCAGUCCACUUAAAAUUUAGAGAUGGAGAUUCUGAACCAAACAAUAGCUAGUAGAGCUUUACAUAAAUUAGAACAUACAUAAAUACCCUAAAAUUAUGUUUUUCUCAUUGUUUUAAGCAAGAAGUCAAAAUAUAGUAGUAGCUAACACUCUUGGAUGUAACAGUCUAUAAUACCAGCAACAUUAUUCUUAGCAGUAUUCAGGAGACCACAGAGUCUAGUAAAGGAAAUUAUCCAAGAAUUAUAACAGAUUCUCAUGUAACAGAUAUUUGAUGUAAUAUGUAUUAACAUUAUACUAAAGUUCAAAUCAGUGAAGAAAUAAAGUUUUUGGACUUAAGCCAUUAUAGGUCAAAGUAACGAACAGAGAUAGCUUAAGCUAUGUACUAUAUACGAUCAACUUUAUGCUCACAGAGUGAAUUCCUGGAGUUGAAGAAUAUUUUUAAAAAUAGGUCCUGAAUUAGCAAAAUAAAUUUUCUUAAAAUUUAGUAGUAGUUUAAAACACAGGAAUAGUGUUCAGGAAAAAUCCCUAGUAGGUUAAUUAUGAUUUCAGUGAUACACAAUGUCGUCAUAAAACAUGAUUACCACAAUUUAAUAUCAUGUUGGCUUCCAAAGUGGGCAUCACAAUGAUGUAUGAAUCUUGUUUUUAAAAAUGGAUAUUUCUCUCUCUCUCUGGGAAAAUUUAUUCCAAUGCAUCUGUGCUCGGGCUACAGGAUCUUCAGGUGAUAGAUACAGUAAUGUUUGCUGAAUUGCUUUCUGUAACACUAAUUUCCAGAGAGACAUUAAGUACUUACAGGAAAAUAAAAAUAAGUAUGGUCAAAUUACUACAGCAAACACUAGGUUUGAAUAAAAAGAAACAAAAUGCUUAACUAAACUACUCUGUGAUCAUUCAAGAUCUAAGUAUUAAGAAGUGCUAAAGUUACCUGACAACAAAACCCUUUCUUUGAGGUAAAUGUAAUAAGAACUCAUAACACAAUAAUAGUCCAAGAAACAGCAGAGAACACUGACCUUGAGAAUAAUAGGAAAGGUCUAUCUGAAGUGAAUUAUUUGCCAUUCCUUAUAAUCCAUUGGCAGCAAUCCUAACUGUAAUAACAUCAUUACUAACAGUGACACUCAAAACUGUAGCAAAAUCUAUUAAUUUUUAUCUUCUAUAAAUGAGGAAAUUAAAUGUAUUUAUAUCUUUAGAGAUAAACAUAUUACUAAAACAGUGAAAUAUAUUUACAGAUGAAAUGAUAUGGGAUUUUCUUCAUCAUAAUAUAUAGAUGGGAAUAGCUGCUACAGUUGUGGAUAGAGCAGAGUUGGAUAUGAACUGAAGGGAGCUGGGGAUGUACACAGAGUUAUAAUACAAUAUUUUGAUGUAUGUUAAUUUUCCCUAUAAUAAAAAUUUUUAAAAAGUGUAUGUACUUGAAUUUCUUUAAAAAGAGAGACUAAAAAUAAUGCACAUCUAUGCCACAAUCUGCAAAACAGCCAUUUUACAAGCUGUAGAAAGGCAGGCAUUGGUCCAGCAGUUGGGAGACCACUUAAGAAACUCCAUACUGGAAUGCCUGGUUCAAGUUCCAGCUCCACUUCAGAUUCCAGCCUCCUGUUAACAUGUACCCUGAGAGGCAGCAAGUAUGUAAGACCCACUUAUGUGCAAGACCUGUGAUAAGCUCCAGGCUCUUGGCUUUUACCCAGUCAAGCCUAAGCAUUUUGGACAUUUGGAAAGUGAAUCAGUAAGUAGAAGAUCUCUCUGUCUCUGUCUCUGACUCUCUGCCUUUCAAAUAAAAAUGAAAAUAAAAUAAGCUACAUAAAUAAUAAAUUCAGUUUAAAUGUCUAUUGAAUCUGUUUAAGAUCUGUUUAGCAUGAUGUAUCCUGUGAAGCAGAUUUUACUUAUUAUAAUGCAUACUUGCUGCAUGUAUAGAAAUGUGUUUAAAUAAAGGGUAUAAAUUUUUAAGUUUACUAUUUCUUUACAUAUAAUAUCAAUUAUACAUUAUUUUAAAUACCAAUUAUAAGAAUGAUUAUGGGAACACCAUGCUUCUUUUUCUAAAUAAUCAUUCUACCAAAAUGUCACUUCUUAAUUAUAUGGUGCAAAUAUUUAUAACUGAGAAAUAUAGUAAAAUAAACAUAAAUGAGUGAACAUCAUAUCUAAUACCUUCCAUUUAAGAGAAUCUUAUCAUUGAAUAUUGAAUAUUCAAUAAUGAUCUGUCUAAACGAAAAAAGGGUAUAAAAUUAUUAUCAUGUGCACUUUCAAAGACAACUAACUUUGACUAAUAUCCAACUACCAAAUGUAGAUAUCAGAAUUAGAAGAGAAUCAUUUGUUCAAACAGGCAUGUUAAAAUUAAUUAGAUGCCUAACUAUUAAUGAUGUAAGAAGACGUUAUACUAUAACCAACUUAUUAUGGAAGGGUUUUCCAUAAUAAAUCAGGUGAUUAUACCAUACUAAAUGGAAAGAGAAGUAUGAAAACAGAAGCUUUUUCUACCAGCCUUCCCAAAGGGUAUCAUUUCCUGAUCCUUUUGAAAGUGCAGAGUCAAGAUAGGAUCCUUCUGUUACUCAAACACUGAUCACCUGGCUAACACAAGAAAUAAAUCUAUCUUCCUGCUGUAUAUAAAAGUAAAUUUCAUAACUUUUACUCUUUUUUUUUUUUUUUUUUUUGACAGGCAGAGUGGACAGUGAGAGAGAGAGACAGAGAGAAAGAUCUCCCUUUGCCAUUGGUUCACCCUCUAAUGGCCACCGCGGCCGGUGCGCUGGGCCGGCGCACCGCGCUGAUCCGAUGGCAGGAGCCAGGUACUUAUCCUGAUCUCCCAUGGGGUGCAGGGCCCAAGCACUUGGGCCAUCCUCCACUGCACUCCCUGCCCACAGCAGAGAGCUGGCCUGGAAGAGGGGCAACCGGGACAGAAUCCGGCGCCCCGACCGGGACUAGAACCCGGUGUGCCAGCGCCACAAGGCGGAGGAUUAGCCUAGUGAGCCACGGCGCCGGCCCAUAACUUUUGUUCUUAAUCUACAUUUCUCCCCAGAAGAGACAGGCAAGCUUAUUUCACUCAGCUUUAAUUACAAACUGCAGAUAUAGUUUUCAAAUUGGUCAGUGACACUCUCAGGACAAAUUAUCAUGUUUUUCCUUAGUCAAAUGAACCAAAUGGACAUACAAAUUUUGAAGGAUCUUAAACUUAUAAUCUGGGAAUGUUUUUGUAUGAAGUAUCUGUAAAACAUGUAAAUCUGAUCUGUGUAUUACAGACUUUGAGAUAAAUAAUGAAAUAAAAGGGACUUAAAUGUUCUAAACUCUUCAAGGUGUUCAGAGAGUUAUACCUUAUAUAUUUCUUAUUUUUUAUGGUUCCUAGGAGUGUAUCUCUACACAAUAAAUGAUAGUUAUUUGCUAAGUGGUUUAAAAACCAGGAAAAAAAAUUCAAGGAAGAGUCUGGUUACUAUGAAUGGAAAUUUCUUUGUUAAAGGAAAGGGACUGUUAAUAUUUUCAAUUUUUUUUAAAUAUUAAGCAUGCAAUUUGUUGAAUGUGUUCUUUUUUUUUUUUACUUUUUUAAAAAUGAUUUUAUUUAUUGAUUUGACAGGUAGAGUUAGACAGAGAGAGGCAAAGACAGAGAGAAAGGUCUUCCAUCCACUGGUUCACUCCCCAAAUGGCCGCAAUGGCUGGAAGUGGGUGGAUCUGAAGACAGGAGCCUGGAGCUUCUUCUGGGUCUCCCACAGAGGUACAGGGGCCCAAUCACUUAGGCCAUCUUCCACUGCUUUCCCAGGCCAUAGCAGACAGUUGGACUGGAAGAGGAGCAGCCAGGACUUGAACCAGCACCCAUAUGGGAUGCCAGCACUGCAGGCAGAGGCUUAGCCCGCUAUGCCACAGCGCUGGCCCCAGUAUUUUCAACUCCUAAGAAAUCACUUUUCAGCCAUAUCAAAUGAUAGAUGAGGGGAGAGGGAGAGUUCUUUUUAUCUUUCAAAUGCUUUAUUGCUUUAUUAGUAUAUUUUAACAUCCUAUUCUUCAUUGAAUAUAUACUAUUUAUUCAGAACUAACAUAACAGUGUAUUUGGUAUUACCAUAUUUUGGUAAUUUUAGUUAAUUACUAUCAUUGCUCUCAAAGAGAUUAUAAAUAUUCAAAGAGAUAAUAUUAUUAAAUUUCUGGAAUGGCAUGUGAAUGUGUGUG
Messenger RNA from Oryctolagus cuniculus (rabbit), 5611 nucleotides. Lineage: Eukaryota; Metazoa; Chordata; Mammalia; Lagomorpha; Leporidae. The record is from RefSeq and is a predicted model, not a curated record.